CGCUCGGGAGGGGGUCCCGCGACCACCCGGCGCGCUGAGCUGCGCCUGCGCAGAGCGGCGGCGGCCGCCAGGAGCCGAGCCAAGCUGAGCGGCCGCCAUGAACGCCGAGAACUUGGGCCGCAGCGAGCGGCUGGUGGCGGCGGCCUACGUGCGCCAGGGGGCGCAGGGCCGCCGCGCGCACGAGCUGCGCCUGCGGGCGCUGCUGGAGCAGGGAAAGUGUCCUGAAGAUGGAUGGGAUGAAAGUACCAUUGAACUGUUUCUUCAUGAACUUGCCAUAAUGGAUAGCAACAACUUCCUUGGCAACUGUGGUGUGGGUGAGAGGGAAGGAAGAGUAGCAUCAGGACUGGUUGCCCGAAGGCAUUACAGGUUGAUCCAUGGAAUUGGAAGGUCGGGUGAUAUUUCUGCUGUCCAGCCUAAAGCUGCAGGGUCUAGCCUUUUGAACAAACUUACUAAUUCAGUAGUUCUGGAUAUUAUAAAGCUGGCUGGUGUCCGGACAGUGACCAAUUGCUUUGUGGUUCCUAUGGCAACUGGAAUGAGUCUAACUCUGUGUUUUUUAACACUGCGGCACAAGAGACCAAAGGCAAAAUACAUUAUUUGGCCACGUAUAGACCAGAAAUCUUGCUUUAAAUCUAUGAUAACUGCGGGUUUUGAACCUGUGGUGAUAGAAAAUGUAUUGGAAGGAGAUGAGCUACGGACAGACAUCAAAGCAGUGGAGGCUAAAAUCAAAGCUCUUGGCGCUGAAAAUGUUUUGUGUGUUCAUUCUACAACCUCUUGCUUUGCUCCAAGGGUACCUGAUAGACUGGAGGAGCUGGCUGUGAUUUGUGCUAAUUAUGACAUUCCUCAUAUUGUCAACAAUGCAUAUGGAGUUCAGUCUUCAAAAUGUAUGCAUCUUAUUCAGCAGGGCUCUCGAGUGGGCAGAAUAGAUGCUUUUGUUCAGAGCUUGGACAAAAAUUUUAUGGUUCCAGUAGGUGGUGCUAUCAUUGCUGGCUUCAGUGAGUCCUUCAUUCAGGAGAUCAGCAAAAUGUACCCAGGAAGAGCAUCUGCAUCUCCUUCUUUAGAUGUCCUCAUUACACUUCUGUCUCUAGGUACUAGUGGCUACAAGCAGUUACUGAAAGAGAGAAAGGAAAUGUUUUCUUAUCUUUCAAAUGAGUUGAAGAAGUUGGCAGACAUCCACAAUGAGAGACUGUUGGACACACCACAUAAUCCUAUUUCCCUAGCCAUGUCGCUGAAGAAUCUAGGUGAAAAUAAUGAUGCUGCCGUUACCCAGCUGGGAUCUAUGCUUUUCACACGACAAGUUUCUGGAGCAAGGGUGGUUCCCUGUGGGUCUGUACAAACAGUGAAUAACUACACUUUCAAAGGCUUUAUGUCACAUACAAAUGACUAUCCCUGUGCUUACCUCAAUGCUGCAUCAGCAAUUGGGAUUAAAAAACAAGAUGUAGACGUAUUCCUUAAAAGACUUGACAAAUGUUUGAAGACUUCUAAGAAAGAAAUAAAGAAGGAAAAAAGUGUGGAUGAAAUAAGUAAUUCUAAUACAGACACAGACCAACAUGAAGACUAGAAGAUACAGAUUUUGCAAUGCAGGGAGACAAGCUUUUCUCUGAAGUAUGUCAGGUUUGUAUUGGGCUAGCCUUGUGAAUCUGCAGUGCAGAAAACAACUUAUUCUUUAUCUAAAAAGGGGGGAAAACAACAAAACUCAGGUGAAAUUCAACUCUAAAGAAAACUUUAGAUGGUGUUCUCUCUGAUGGAGAAGGCCAGUCACAAGGGUUUUGUACCACUUAAAUAUACUUAACAUCUACCAAAGUAAAACUUACAUUCAUAAAGAUGAGCUAGUCUUUUGGUCUGAGGGUGAAUUUGACCUAUUGUGACUGGUGCUUGGCAAAUCACAGAAUGCUUAUUCCCGUAUUCUUAACUAACAAGGUUUUCUGUGGCAGUGAUUGCAGGCCUUUUAGGUAUAGGUAUAUAUCCAGCAAGAAAUGUUUCACUGUUUCCUAAAUGUCUAUUAACUGUUUCUUCUCAGCAUACUUGCCACUUGUCAUUUCUUCUCAAAAAUUUAUAUAAAAGUUUUGGGAUUGCACUUAUUAAAUGCAAUGACAAAACUGCAUGAAGAAAUGAGAGUUGGAAUAACAAUCUUUUGGGGGCCUCACACAGUCUCAGAAUUAGAACUGCUGGUUUUGGGUAUAUCUUUGGCUAUGAACUGACUUGGACAAAGCAACUCUCAGUGGACAAGAAAAACCUAGACUGCCUCAUAUCCUGUCAGUUCUUAACCCUUGGAAAUAUUUGCAGGAUUCAACAACCCAAAGGAGUAUUUUAAGGGAGUACAGUUAUAAAAAUAAGGGGCUGUGGAGUAUGGAGUUAGAAGGGAUAGUCUUCCCCCACUACCAUCCUCCCCCCUUUUUUAUGCAUUUCUUUUCCUCUUUGAAUCUUCUGCUCUUUAAUGGGAGCAGGAGAUUCACUGAAAAGGAAGUCUGUGGGAUGAAUCCAGCAAUCUCAAGAGUUAGUGAAACUUGAGGGUGUCUUGGCAUUUUUUUAUCCUGUUGAUUUUAAAAUGUAUUGACUUCCACUUCUCAGCUGUCUCCUGUCACUGGCACUGUUGCCUCUAUAGCUAUGUUCAGUUACUGAUGUGAAUUCAUUAAGUUAACAAUAGAUUUAGAGUCUGUUCUUUGACCAAAGGUUCCAUAUCACUGGAGUGACAUUGCCGUAGGUUUAAAAAUUUUUAGCUAAUUAUUCUUACGUGCAGCUACUACAUUGUGUGUGGUUUUGAUGUCAUUUACUGGCCAAAGCGAGCCUAAAUGUUCAAAGGCAUUUUUCUUUGUCUGUAAUGUAUUAACACUUGGGAUACCACAGUUAAUCAGUUAGAAUAUUUUGUGAGGUUAUAACUGCUUUGUUUGGUGGGAUCAGAGCCCUCUGUAAAUUGCUUAGUCAAAAUAGUGAUGCUUUUGAGAGGAUUAUCUCCCCAACAUGUUUGAUUAAUUGAUAUAAAAUACGGUGUUAAUAUGUGGAAGUUAAUAGUAUGCUAAUCAUCAUGAAGAUGCUAGUAAGACCAUUGUAUCUUAAGUUUAAAUUGAGGCUUCUACAUUAUUUCUGUUGCACAUUAAAUAAACUAAAGCUUGUGAAGGUA
Rhea pennata is the source of this 3118-nucleotide messenger RNA. RefSeq names its product Sep (O-phosphoserine) tRNA:Sec (selenocysteine) tRNA synthase (gene SEPSECS). The record is from RefSeq and is a predicted model, not a curated record. The transcript has 11 exons. The coding region runs from base 98 to 1558 and encodes 486 amino acids. Gene Ontology annotation, molecular function: O-phosphoseryl-tRNA(Sec) selenium transferase activity; tRNA binding. Gene Ontology annotation, biological process: conversion of seryl-tRNAsec to selenocys-tRNAsec; selenocysteine incorporation. Lineage: Eukaryota; Metazoa; Chordata; Aves; Rheiformes; Rheidae.